CGGAUUAAACGAAUUAAUUAACAGUUUGCAAAAAAAGAAUCCGCCAAGUAACGUUACUCCAAUUCCUAAUGAAUUAAUAAGCACCAGGUCAGCUCAACUAUUAAACUCAAUUCAAGCUGAACUUGAAAUUGACGGGGUAUUACCACCGGACGACUUGGAAGAUGAAAGGUCAAAUGAAUUUGUCAUGGAAGUGAAUGAAUCAUCAUCUCUUAAACCCAUUAAACGACACGAGGACGAUGGCUUGAAAACUGAGUUGGUUAUACUACAAAGUCAAAUGAAUAGAUUAAGAACCGAACAAGACAAAUUAACUUUAAAUAUUGAUCAACAUCGAAAACAAAAAAAUGUCAAAGUUCAUGGAGAAUCAAGCAAUCACGCUUAUAAACGUUUCACCCGCAUGGUUGAUUCCAAGGAAAGCUUGGAUGAUAGUGAUAGUAGCGGAAUGGAUACCGAAAGAGAUGAAGAUUCUUACGCGGAAUUAAUUAAGAAGCAGGAAAAAGAAAUUAAUAUGCUUCGUCAAAGGAUUAAGAUUUAUGACAAUCAAAUCAAAGAGUAUCAGUCCGUGAAUGGUGUGGUGAACGCAAGUCACAUGAUCGACACGGACGAAGCAAAAGGCAUCAAAGGUGAAUUCAAGAAUUUACAACGAUCGUUUCAUAAAUUCACGAGCGUAUCGGGCGAGGUGGAAAUCAAAGAAGCAAAUUCUCUAUUGGAAUUAUACCAAUUGGAAUCAUUCCAGGAUAACUCCAAAUCAUCAAAGAUACAUUUGGCCGCAGCACUGGAAGCACGUUUGUUAUCAACACUUCAAGAAGAAGUUGAAGGUUACUUUGCAGUAACGAAAAAGAACUCAUAUUUGGGAGAAGAUUAUGAUGACAAUCAACUUGAGUUGGACCUAGUUGAAACCACUGAAAAAUUAGUUGAAUUACUAAAUCGAUUUGCAAACGCUCGUACCAACGGAGACGAAUCUCUCAAGAAAACAUGCAGCGAAUUUCGUUCUCUAAUCUAUUCUACACUAAGUACCUACUCCUUUAAAAAAUCUGGAGAUGAAACACAUCCAUUUAUAAAUUCAUUGGUGUCACAGUUCAUAAAAUUCAUGGAAGCAUAUCGUGCAUUCUCAUCGACGACCGAGAUAUCGCAAGUUAAAGAAGAGGCGAAGCAAAUUAUCUUGGAAUUUAUUUCUCUUGUUUAUUUCAAAUUAAAAUCUUUUGAUCCUCAACCGGAAUUGAUUUUUUAUGAUCAAUGUUCAGACGUUGACGAACGCAAAAUGAAAGGCGCUUGGAGUAAAGCCGAUUCAUUAAAUCAAGAGGUUGAAAUUUGUUAUUUCCCCGCUGUUAUAAAAAAUAAUACCUCUCAGAAUGUUCCGAUCAGCAAAGCUCAAGUGUUGACUCGACCUCGUUAUAAACCAACGACACAGAUUUAA
Molecule: messenger RNA, 1414 nt
Organism: Funneliformis caledonium
Lineage: Eukaryota; Fungi; Glomeromycota; Glomeromycetes; Glomerales; Glomeraceae
Source: the annotation of a GenBank genome assembly